Phaedon cochleariae (mustard beetle) is the source of this 1743-nucleotide messenger RNA. The record is from the annotation of a GenBank genome assembly. NCBI's taxonomy places the organism in Eukaryota, Metazoa, Arthropoda, Insecta, Coleoptera, Chrysomelidae.
UCUGGACACCUCUUCACCAUGAAGCUCAUUUUGUUGACCACCCUUGCUGCUUUAGUAGCAGCCGACGUCAGCCACCUCAUCAACCACCCAGCAUCCAGUUACAAUCUACCCCAAAACACCAUCACCGGUGAUUCCAAAUUUGUAUCCUACUCAACCACCCCCGCUCCCGAACUAGCCCUGUCACUCAACAACCACCAAAACUUUGGGGCCGAAAUCGGCAGCUUCGGCGCUUCUGGAUACUCAACCCCCGCCCCAUUCUUGGACGGAGGUCUUGUAUCCUCUACCCCAGCGCCCCUCUUCAACGGCGUUGUCUCCUCCACGGUGGCUCCCAGCUUUGACCUCAACUCCUUGGGGUCGUACUCCAGCGGCGUGGACGUCAGCAACGUAGGCUACUCCACCCCCGCACCGAUCGUAGACUCCGGCUUGUAUUACUCCUCCACUCCGGCACCGCAACUCCUCAACUACGCCCCACUCGUGUCCUACGACUCGAGCUCGAUCAACUUGGGCCCGAUCACCACCAGCGGCGGUUCCAUCAACGAGGCCUUCGGUCUCUCCGACUACGAGGUUCGUCCCCAAGUACAAGCCCACGAGGUCAACAGACAAGUGUACUUCUACUCUGCACCCGAAGAUGAAGAACCCAUCCAGACUCGCAUCAGAGUAGCACCCGCUACCCCAGUCAAGAAGAACAUCAGGUACAUCUUCAUCAAGGCGCCGUCUGCGCCAACCCUUGGCCAGGUCGAGAUCGCUGCCCCACCACAGGCUGAGGAGAAGACUGUCGUUUACGUGUUGGCUAAGAAACCGGAGCUGGAGCAGCAGAUCGUAGUCAAGAGUGCGCCUGUCACCGAAGCGCCAAAGCCAGAGGUAUACUUCAUCAAGUACAGGAACCAGAAGGAGGCUGAGGAGGCUAUUUCCAAAGCGCAAGGCGGCCAUGCUGAGGGACACGUUUCGGCGUACAACCACGAAGGAAGCAACGACUUUGUCGGUAGCAUCAGCAGAGAAACUACCAGGACUCAGCCCAUCAUCAACUACUCCAAUGAGGCGAGUUCAGCUGGUGAGGGAUCGGUCAUCAGUUCUUCUGGAAUUGGUUCGAGUUCUGGAUUGGGUUUGAGUAGCUUGAACUACGCUGGGGCCUUCCCUGCCAGGUUGGGCGAUGCUAGGUUCCACUUCAGCGCACCAACUUCCAGUUUCAGCUCUUCAUUUGUGAACCAACCAGCCGUUCAGCUCAACCGUGGUUUCAGCUACACCACACCGGCUCCGAUCCCGUACAACUCAGGCUUGAGCUACAGUACAUCUUCCCCACUACAAUACAACUCAGGCUUGAGCUACACCACAUCUUCGCCACUCCAGUACAAUUCAGGCUUGAGCUACAGCACAUCUUCGCCACUCCAGUACAACUCAGGCUUGAGCUACUCCACGGCUGCUCCAAUUCAGUUCCAGAGCUUCUCUACUCCCACUGUGAAUAUCGGUUCUGGAUUCAAGAGUGUAUUCUCUAGAUUCAAUGGACCAGUUGUGUCCAGCACUGCUGAGCCAUCUUCUUUCGCAUCGAGCACUGUAGCCCCUGAGAUUUCUGUUUCGUCGACACCAGCUUUCUCCAGCUAUGGAUUACCUGCCAAGAAAUGAGUCCUCAUAUGAUGUUGUAGGAAAUUCGUUAAUACGCCAUUUUGAUAAUGAUGAGAAGUUGAUACGUUAGCGUAUUCAACAUAUGAUGACGAAGAAUUAUAUAGAUAUGUGUCUGCCAUAAUG